Glossina fuscipes is the source of this 1485-nucleotide messenger RNA. RefSeq names its product mortality factor 4-like protein 1 (gene MRG15). Gene Ontology annotation, cellular component: nucleus; NuA4 histone acetyltransferase complex. NCBI's taxonomy places the organism in Eukaryota, Metazoa, Arthropoda, Insecta, Diptera, Glossinidae. Bases 163 to 1380 code for a protein of 405 amino acids. Gene Ontology annotation, biological process: chromatin organization; regulation of DNA-templated transcription. The transcript has 4 exons. The record is from RefSeq and is a predicted model, not a curated record.
UGCGAACAGCUGCGAAGAGCUUAAAGAGCCGAACAAUAAAAAAAUUUCUUAAAACAAUUUCUGUUUACAAAUCUCAUUCGAGGUUUUUUUACACCUGUUUACCAAAAUUUAUUUCUGCUUGGGUGUUGAAUAAAAAUUGUCAAAAUAGCGUCUUCAAGUGAAAUGACACCUAAACAAAAGUUCGCCGAAGGCGAAAAGGUGUUGUGUUUUCAUGGACCUUUAAUAUAUGAGGCGAAGGCAUUAAAGAGCACCAUAACUAAGGACAAACAAAUUAAAUAUUACAUUCAUUAUGCCGGCUGGAACAAAAAUUGGGACGAAUGGGUGCCAGAAAAUCGUGUAUUAAAAUAUAAUGAAGCAAAUGUACAAAGGCAAAAGGACGUUUUCAAGCAACAUAGUUCAACAGCGGGAAAAAAUAAGAAAGGUACUCCCAAAGCAAAAAAGAGUGAGGGCAACAGCUCCGCUACAAAAGAUAGCGGAGCUAGCAGCGGCGGCAGUGAAUCUCGAGCUUCUACACCUUCUAGAGAAAUUAGUAGCGCAUUGGCGGCGCCUGCGCCUACUUCUGGCAGCCGCGGCAAUCGCUCGAAACAAGCGAUCACUUGCACGGAUAUCCUUGCUAAAAAGGAAGAUUCAAAAACCGAGGAUUCGGCUAAGGAAGACAAAGAUGAUUCAUCCAACAAAAAGAAACGUGGGGGAUCGAAUCAAAAUAUUAGUGAUAAACCUAACAGCUCAGUAAUUAAUCCUAAUCCUAAUCCUGUUGCAGGCACCAAUAUUAGCAGUACGAUUUCAAGCGCAAUGCCCUCCACAGCACCGAAUAACAAUCGUUUCGAUUCAUGCGUUGAGAGUGAAGAGAGUUUUCUCUCCAAGAUAGAGGUGAAAAUUAAGAUGCCAGAUGAACUUAAGCAGUGCUUGGCGGAUGAUUGGGACGCCAUUACUAGGCAGCAUAAGCUUUUAGAUUUACCUGCGAAAAAUACUGUGCAAGAUAUUGUCGAUCAAUAUGUAGCUUUCAAAAAAUUGGCCAAGUCUACUAGCGCGUCCAAAGAGUUGGCCAUCACCGAUGUUCUAAACGGUGUUAUAGAAUAUUUUAAUGUAAUGCUCGGAUCUCAAUUACUUUAUAAAUUUGAGAGGCCCCAGUAUGCUGACAUCUUACAACAACAUCCUGAAACACCGCUCUCAAAAUUAUACGGUGCAUUUCAUUUGUUGCGUUUGUUUGUUAAACUGGGCUCAAUGUUGGGCUAUUCAGCUCUGGAUGAGAAAUCGAUGCAAAUGCUUUUGGCACAUUUGCAUGAUUUUCUCAAAUUCUUGGUCAAAAAUAGCGCUAUUUACUUUAGCAUGUCCAAUUUUGUCAAUGUAAGUCCGGAAUAUCAUCGCCACACUCAAUGAUUCUCGGGUGAAGAAAAUUAUUUAAUUUAUAACUUUUCUUCUGUAAUGUUUAAAUCCUCUGUAGCAUUUGGCAAUGUUUGGAAUAUCCAUUAUUUAAUAUUAAAU